Molecule: messenger RNA, 2281 nt
Organism: Nymphalis io (European peacock)
Lineage: Eukaryota; Metazoa; Arthropoda; Insecta; Lepidoptera; Nymphalidae
Product: GTP-binding protein 2-like
Exons: 19
Coding region: 200-2254 (684 amino acids)
Biological process (GO): translational elongation
Molecular function (GO): translation elongation factor activity; GTPase activity; GTP binding
Source: RefSeq, a predicted model, not a curated record
CGCGCACGUGUCGAGCGACACGCAGGACAAGUGCGUGUGUGACGACCUGGUGUUCCUCGAAGACCCAAACGACCCUAGAGGCUGUAUAUACUUUCAGGCAUCCGUGCAUGUCCUGAGACACUCCACGGCCAUCUACCCAGGGUUCCAGUGCUCUGUGCAUGUCGGGAACGUGCGUCAGACGGCCAUUAUCGAGGGUAUAAUGUCUCCGAACAACGUGCUGAGGGCGGGCGAGGGGGCCUCCGUGCUGUUCAGGUUCGCCCGCUGUCCGGAGUACCUCGUGCGGGGCCGCCGGCUGCUGUUCACGGCGGGGCUGGGGACCAGAGCCAUCGGCCGGGUCACGCAAACCUUCCCAACAUCCGACGCCGACGAUUCCGGCGACGAGUGCUACGGGAGUCUACCCCCGGAGCCUCGUUUCGGGAACGUCGAGUACAAACUGCAGCUGGUCUCGCCGUGCGAGCGACGCUUCCAGCACCUGGUGACGCAACUGAAGUGGUGGCUGCGCUCGGGCGGCGGCGCGGCGGUGUACGUGGUGGGCGUGCGCGACUGCGGCGCGCUGCGCGGGCUGCGGGCGGGCGCGCUGCGGGCUUCGCUGCGCGCGCUGCGGGACAUGGCGCGCGCGCUCGGCGCCGCGCUAGUGGGUGCGCGGGCCCGCCGCGUGGCGCCCGCGCGCGCCGUCUCCGAGGUGUACAUCCGCAAGCUGGCGGACACGCAGCAGAGCGUCGAGCUGCGGGUCGCGGUGAUGGGGGCGAACGAGGCGGGCAAGUCGACGCUCAUAGGCGUUCUCACUCAAGGUGAACUCGAUAACGGUAGAGGGAGCGCUCGCCUGAACAUGUUCAGGCAUUUGCACGAAGUGAAAAGUGGUAGGACGUCCUCGCUCAGCCACGAGAUACUCGGCUUCGAUGCUCAGGGUAAUGUCGUCAACUACGGUUGUUCCGAGCCGAUGACAGCGGAGCGCAUCGGAGAGAGGAGCGCCAAGCUGGUGUCUUUCCUGGACCUGGCGGGCCACAGCAAGUACCAACGUACCACGCUCCACGGGCUCACGGGUUACUCCCCGCACUACGCCAUGCUCGUUAUUUCGGCAACAGCCGGUAUAACUCGCAUCACAGAAGAACACAUCGGUCUUCUGCUGGCUUUGGACAUGCCGUUCUUCGCAGUCAUCAACAAGUGUGAACUGGUUAGCAACAUCAAUGCUGUUGUAGCGAGGCUGGCUCAAUUGUUGGAACCCGCUAAUGAGAAACCGCUGUUAAUAACUGACGAGAAUAUGGCAAGGAACUGCGUUACGCCGCAAAAGUCGAUACUGGACACCAUAGACAAUCUAGACAACGAAAUCAAAAAGGAUGAGGAGGUGGCCGUGUUCCCGGGGAGCUGCGUGCGCGGUGCCGAACUCAACGCGCUGCACGCGUGCCUGCUGGCGCGCCGCGACCUGCAGCGCCCCGAGGACGAGGCGUGCGAGUUUCAAAUAGACGAAAUUUUCCACGUAAGGGACUCGACGGGGCCCGUCGUGGGGGGACUGCUCGCGCGAGGGCGACUCUACGAGGGCGACGAACUUAUCAUAGGACCUCUGGAGUCCGGCGAGUUCGCGGAGAUAUCCGUGCGCACGAUAUACCGCAACCGCGUCCCGUGCGGCACCGUGCGCGCGGGACAGUCGGCGUCGCUGGGCCUGGGUCGCUUCCCGCCGGGACUGCGGCAGGGCAUGGUGCUGCUAGCGCGGCCAGGGGGCUACGCCGCGGGACACGAGCGGCCCACCUUCGGAGGCUGUCCGCCCGGGACUUGCAGAGGACGACAGAUAUCAGAACUAGUCCACUCGUCGCAAGCUUCGGAGAAGAAUCGAAAGAACGCGAGGAGACAGAACAAUAAUAUCCUCCAGGACAUCGCCAACGUGAAGAACAGCCUCACGAAGAAAUCGGACACGAAGUGCACGAACGUCGACACGCAGGACAAGUGCGUGUGUGACGACCUGGUGUUCCUCGAAGACCCAAACGACCCUAGAGGCUGUAUAUACUUUCAGGCAUCCGUGCAUGUCCUGAGACACUCCACGGCCAUCUACCCAGGGUUCCAGUGCUCUGUGCAUGUCGGGAACGUGCGUCAGACGGCCAUUAUCGAGGGUAUAAUGUCUCCAAACAACGUGCUGAGGGCGGGUGAGGGGGCCUCCGUGCUGUUCAGGUUCGCCCGCUGUCCGGAGUACCUCGUGCGGGGCCGCCGGCUGCUGUUCACGGCGGGGCUGGGGACCAGAGCCAUCGGCCGGGUCACGUAAACCUUCCCGUACAUACCAUGAAUUCUA